GUCGGUAUCGUAAGUUCGUAACGGCCCAGAUCAUUUCGCGUGCAUCCGUCCGACUCCUGCAGCAGCCAACCACCUUCCGGCCCCGAGUAAUCAAGCAAUGCGCCUACAGAUGGAACCAACGCGCUCCAGAUCACCAUGUUCCGUUCCCUCCACUUGACCCCCUACAUCAAGUUCAAGCGCCCCUUUCCCACGCCUCAUCACCCUCCCACCCCAAGACUCUUCACCCUCUCCGCGCUAUCCCUCGCCAACAAAGCGUUACCGCCCCGCCUCAAAAUCGAAGAUGCCGAUGUGAUCAUCUCAUACCUCAAGGGCACUGGCCCGGGAGGGCAGAAGAUUAACAAAACCAACUCGGCCGUCCAGCUCAUACACAAGCCCACCGGUGUAGUGGUCAAGUCGCAAGCCACGCGAUCCCGAUCCCAGAAUGAGAAGAUUGCCCGGCAGAUACUCGCCGAUAAGGUGGAACAACUCCUGCAUGGGGACCAAAGCCGUGCUGCCAUCAAGGCCGACCGUGCAAGGAAGAAGAAGGCCAGUAAGAUGAAGAAGAGCCGGCGGAAGUACCGGGAGCUCGAAGACGGAAACGAGAGCCCCGGGGCAGAAGAGCACGAUGCGCAGGACGUUAAUGAUCCCAACGAGGGUGAAGCGUUGGGAGCAGAAGAGCAGAGCCCACAUCAGCUGCCCAGCCAACAGCACGUACAGCAGGAACAGAAGUGAAUGACACGGACUCGAAGUGCGUCGUUAGCACGUCAGUCAUUGUAGAAUACGAAAGCUGCCUACAAACAGAUUGAGGGAUAUAAAGAUCAUCUAAU
This is a messenger RNA of Aspergillus ibericus CBS 121593, 806 nucleotides long. RefSeq names its product peptide chain release factor family protein. Gene Ontology annotation, molecular function: translation release factor activity. Lineage: Eukaryota; Fungi; Ascomycota; Eurotiomycetes; Eurotiales; Aspergillaceae. The record is from RefSeq and is a predicted model, not a curated record. The coding region runs from base 136 to 711 and encodes 191 amino acids. The transcript is spliced from 3 exons. Gene Ontology annotation, biological process: translational termination. Gene Ontology annotation, cellular component: mitochondrion.